AGUGCUUCACGUGUUAAUGCGCAAGUUUAUAUGUCAAUCACUUUUAUAUUUAUUUUGUUGAAACUGUGAAAAUGUAAAUUAUAUUUAACUCUCUUGCUCUCAUGUAGGUGAAAUCCUUCUGCAAUAAAAAGAUCUUGGCAGCAGCUGAAUAUGAAAUAUACGACGGCGUCGUAAAAAAAAAGAUUUCGAGAAUAAAGUCGAAAUGUUACGAGAAUAAAGUCGAAAUGUUACGAGAAUAAAGUCGAAAUGUUACGAGAAUAAAGUCGAAAUGUCAAAAUCUGACAUGAACUACGAAUUAACUCACUGAUUCAGAUGACGUACUUAAACAUAAUUUAAACUCUUAAACUACAACUUUCACGAAAAUAAAAUACGUAUUACGACGAGUUUAUUCUCGUAACAUUUUGACUUUAUUCUCGUAAUCUUGAAUUUAUGUUAUUUUUAACGUGGCACUAAAACGCCGUGGUAGAAAUACAAUAACAUCAUUCAUUCAGGAAAGUUUAAAGAAAUAAAAUAGUCUUGCUAGUAGGAUGACUGAUUGGGAAAUGUUAAAUAUACUUCUUAAACUGGCCUUAAAAGUUAAGAUAAAACGUCCAAACGGGGCCUCAGAAUUCUCUCCCGACAUAAAUAUAAUUCUGUGCGAAUUAAUGCAGCUUCCUCAUCUAUGGGUUCAUGAAUAAACGAACAUGCUAUUUUAAGUUCUGUGUGACUAAAUAGAGCGCGAUUAGGAACUCUAAUCAAUAAACAUAUGACGUAUGUCAUUUCAACCCGCUCGCGCUUCGAAAAGGGGGCGGAGAUUGUAACAAACCCUGCGUUUGCGGAAUAAAACCUGCUCCCGACCAGGUUAGGUUCACGGAGUAGGUUACUCUGGUUACUCACCCGGAGUAUAAGAUACCUCGAUUUCUGAAAUGGGCUUGACUUACUCCGCGGUCGCGGGUUUGACAUACCUCGCGUUCUGAAACCAAAAACCCUGAGUAUUCCGUUUUCUGGGGUUGACUUACUCUGAGUUUGCACUUACCCUGCUUUCUGAAACGGGCCCCUGAUUGUUAAGUGAUGGUUUGUUGAUAAAUACAUGUCACCAGUGGCGGUUCUACAUUGAAUCACUCCCCGGGCGAGAUCCGCUCUGGGUGCCCCCCCAUCUACUCCCACCCAUCCGAGAGAAAAAAAGCCAUGUUUUACCAUAACUAUAUAAGUGUAAGACGAACCUUAUAUUUCUCAAUUGCACAAAUCCUUCAACAGAACAUUUUAAAAACACAAUUCUGCACAAAUCAGUAUAAGUUAUCAGAACUUAAAUAUACUCUAUGUACAUAAAUGUUGCAACAUAUGUACAUGAUGUACAUAUGUAUCAUGAUGUAACACGACCAGAGAACAACAACAUUAAAAUAUUAAGAAUAAUAUACAAAUAAAAUAUAGAAAAAAUAUUCUAAAUAGCACAAAUCCUUCAUCACACAAAAGCAAAUCUAAUUAUUACACUAUUGCACUAAGAACAGAAAACACAAACUAAAACCUGACCUUUCUGGCCUUCCUUAAUGCAAAAUCAUCAAUAAUGUCAUCAUACGAAAUCUGCCCCCUAUUGAGUUAUUGAUACUGAUGAUAGGAAGGCCAGUGAGCUGUUCUUGAGACAUGGUUGACCUCAGGUAUGACUUGAUCAACUUUUGAAAAGCUCCUCUCUGCUUGAGCCACAGUGACUGGCAGAGUAAGUGUAAUCCUGAGAGCAGUCCAAAAGUUGGGGUAGAUCUCUGAUAGAUCCUUAUCAUGCAUAAAAGUGAUAAAAUUCAAGGAGGCUGAUGGUUUUUGAUGGCUGACCAGUGACAGAGGAUUCUCCAAAAUACUUUAGAAGUGCCCAUGAAUUUGCAAUUGAAAUUGACAUCAAAAGACAGUAGGCUACAGUAUAACUCUUAUGAAUUGCAAAUUUAAAUAAACAUGCCCUUACAUGCCAAAUGUCUGUCAUGACUCAUUAGACGCUUUAUUAAUCUAAUCUAAGGGAGGAACAAUUAGCUCCUUGGUUACUGCCUCAAAUUAUAUUCUUUGUCACGCAACAGAGUUAUAGCAAAUGUUUGCCUUUGAACACAUCCAGACAUAUGUUAAUUUCGUUGGCUAAUUACAGGGCCCAACAUUAACCCCAAUGAUGGAAAUAAAUAAUAACUUUACUUGUAACAGUUUUGUUGCAAAGCACAAUCUUAUGGUGAAAUUAGAUCUCGUGUUUGUUGAGUUAAGACCGAAUUAUUGUUGUAUAAGCAUCAUAGCAAGAAGGCUAACAAACGUAAGAGUUAACGUUACCACCCAUUAACAUUAGCCCUUCAUUGAUGAUGGAUAACGUCACCGUAAUCAUACAGAGAGAACGUAGUUACAUACCUUUAUCUUUUGCUCCUUUCUCCGCUUCUACUUUGAUUUUUUCUUAUAUUGGGCACCUGACGGCUUAAACCUUUUUCUCUCCAUCGCUUUCAUGUUUAUCUGGCACUCGACAAUCAAGACUAAACCACUUCACCUCCACAUAAUCGUUUUGGAUUAACUUUUUUUAUUAGCCAUUUCACACACAAUGCAGAAAAAAAACGUGGAAAAAUAGGCCUGUGCUUUAAAAUUAUGAAUGAAAUGUGCGUUAUUUAGAAGAAAGUCAAGGUGUGACUGAUUUUAGCCCACUAAAUGGGCCCCCCUCCUUGUCCGCUCCAUUUGGGAGAGGUGAACUGUCCAUCAGGGGAUCAGCCCCUCCCCUUUACAGUUUUCACACAGCUUCUGCGCUUCUCAGCAAGCAGGGGCGGCGAUUUGCCAAUUCCCCACACAGACAGUUAUAUUAUACAUAAUAGAAACCUGCUUUGCGGCGCGGAUUAUUUUUCUUUUUCAAGUGCUUGUGCCGCCCCCCACGUGUCGUGAAAAUUUGGCGCCCCGGGCGGCUGCCCGGUUCGCCCGUGCCUAAAACCGCCACUGCAUGUCACACACGUUAUCACACACGAUUCCAGCCCGUGCGGUGGAGACAUGGUUCAAACAUUCGUAGUCUGGAUCCAUUCAGUAUUAUUCCAGAACCCGAUCCGCUCCAUCAGUCCGCUUUGCCUGAAUUCCCAUGUUUUUUGACCGUGUCAUACAGUUUCUUCUUACACAGGACUUAUGGGUACACUCCGAGAUCUUCAGUUCGCCUUGCAGUUGAAGAUAGAGGAGUUACGGCAAAGAGAUGCUCUCAUAGACGAGCUAGAGCUUGAGCUGGACGCUAAAGACGAUCUCAUCCGCCGCCUGCAGGGGGAGCUCGACCGUCUGCGCCUCUCCGUCUCAGGUCAACAGCGUGCUUCAUCUGUAAGAGAGAGGAGACGAGCCCUGGUAACAGAACCCAUUAACAUGGAGCGAGAAGAAGUCCUACAAAACCCACCAAUCAGCUAUAGCAAAACCCAAGAGUCACAGAAGCUGUUAGAAGCAGCUCUUGCGGAGAACGAGUGUAUGACGUAUCUAGACAGGGAUCAGAUAUUGUGUUUGGUGGAUUCUGCCUAUCCCAUCACGCUCAAACAGGGUGUGUAUGUUAGAAAGGAAGGCGAUGAAGGAUCCCAGGCAUAUAUAGUUGAAGAGGGAAAACUGGAGGUGUCCAGGGCCGGCCAGAAGCUGCAAAUUAUUGAGCCAAGGGGGAUGUUUGAAGAACUGGCUCUCAUUCAUAAACACACCUGCUCCACAACUGUCACAGCUCUUAUGAACAGCAGGUUAUGGGGGAUAGAGGGUCAGAUGUUUCAGAAGAUCAUGAUGAGAAGCAGCCUGAUCAAAAUCACCCAGUCCCUGCAGUUCCUGCGCAGUGUUUCACUGUUCUGUGUGUUACCAGAGGAUGUUAUUAUGAAAGUGUCUGAUGCUCUGGAGGUGUCUCAAUACAGUGAAGGUGAUUUUAUAAUUCGAAAUGGUGGUCCAGGAGAUACCCUCUUCAUUGUUAGUCAUGGCCAGGUGAAAGUUUUAGAGAAACAAUCCGGCAAUGAGGACAAUGUGUUAGUGUCUGUUUUCAGCAGAGGAGAUUGUUUUGGAGAGAGACCUCCACAAGGGGAUGAUGAAAGGUCGAUGAGUGUGGUUGCCGCAGGUGAUGUGACAUGUCUGGUCAUAGACAGAGAGCUUUUCCAAAAGAUAUCAAGCUUCAGUGAUGUCAGAACAAAUCAGAGCAGCAAAACCCAAUCAAAGGCAAAGGAAAAUGGGUCUGAAUUUGGUGAAAUGUCUCGUAGUAGUUUUCAGGCGCUGUAUACCCUGGGCGAAGGACAGUAUGGUCACACUCAGCUGGUCCAUUUCAAGAAUGACUCCAGACGCAAAUUUGCAUUGAAAGCCAUAAGAAAGCAGGCAGUACGAAGCCCAGGCCAAAAAGUAAGGAUCUUUGCAGAGAAACACAUUCUGAUGGAUCUCCAAAGUCCAUUCAUAGUAAGGUUGCACUGCACUUUUAAAGAUGCAAGAUACCUUUAUAUGUUGAUGGAAGCUUGUGAAGGAGGAGAUCUGUGGAAUUUACUGAGAGAGAGGGGGUUACUGGAUGAAGCUGCUGCUCGCUUUUACACGGCAUGUGUGCUGGAAGCUCUUAGUGUUCUGCAUAGCAAAGACGUUAUUCACAGAGACCUAAAACCCGAAAAUGUUCUUCUGGACCAGCGGGGAUAUGCUAAACUGACAGGGUUUGGUUGUGCUAAGAAGCUGGGUUCGUUGCGCAGGGCCUGGUCAUUCUGUGGGUCUGUGGGUUAUCAGGCACCAGAAGUUAUCCUGCUUAAGGGGCAUGGUCCGUCCGCAGAUCUCUGGGCUGUAGGGAUGUUGCUGUAUGAACUGCUUAAUGGCCGUCCUCUGUUUUCUGGCUCGGAGCAGCUAAAGGUUUUCAAAGCUGUCCUAAAGGGAAUAGAAGAGGUGGAGCUUCCCAAAACAAUCAGCAAGACUGCAGCUCAUCUCAUCAAAAGCCUGUGCAGACACAACCCCACAGAGAGACUGGGCCAGAGGAAUGGUGUCAAGGACAUCUGCAAACACAUCUGGUUUGAAGGAUUUGACUGGGACCAUCUGCAGAAAAAUACAAUGACUCCACCAAUAAUACCAAAUGUGGGAGGUGUUUUAAAUAGUGGAGGAUCUGCUCCCCCUACAGAAAGCCAAACAGAUUCGGGACCAGUGGAUGAUUCAGACUGGGACAUUGACUUUUGAUUUACGCCACAGUGAUACGUGGACAUUGUAAACACAAUAGACUCUGGAAUUUAUACAUGACACACAACACACAGUUUCUGAAAUUAAAAAUCAAUUCUAAAAUAACACGUAUGUUCCUUGUGCAAAUACAUAGUCCUUUAAAAUUAAGAAGUGCACUCAAAAAAAAUUUUUUUGCUGCCUGUUCAAUUUACUUAACUUGCUUAAGUUAAAUCAACACAACUUUUGGAAAAUAUGGUUACAACAUGAUUGUUUUAUGUUUAGUCAUAUAACUGAAUCUAUUCAUGUUGGGACAACAUAAAGGAGUUGUGUUGUGUUAACAUAAAAUAGUUAUAAUAGGGCAGAGGACUUAUAUUUCCCAGCAUGCUUUGCGUACACUGCAUUUUGAGAGUUAUUUUCUUAAAUAAGUGUUUUAUAUUGUGCAAUUUUUUCAGUAAAAAGAAACACUUGUUAGUGUUUAAUGUUCAUUUAUCUUAAAAGUUUUAAGGAGUUAGUUAUAUUUUUGAGUUUGGUGGUUACCCUUGUUCAGAAAAGUGUUGCCUUUGGUUAGGUUGUGGGCGGUAACAAUAAUUGUUUUGCAUUUCUGUUGAGUUCUAUUUUCUCAAUAUCAUCUUAUUGAAGUUAAAUGAGAUAGU
Triplophysa dalaica is the source of this 5750-nucleotide messenger RNA. It is a transcript of the gene prkg1l, whose product is annotated as protein kinase cGMP-dependent 1, like. Gene Ontology annotation, biological process: protein phosphorylation. Gene Ontology annotation, molecular function: cGMP-dependent protein kinase activity; ATP binding. The record is from RefSeq and is a predicted model, not a curated record. NCBI's taxonomy places the organism in Eukaryota, Metazoa, Chordata, Actinopteri, Cypriniformes, Nemacheilidae. The transcript has 21 exons. The coding region runs from base 3100 to 5118 and encodes 672 amino acids.